Fonticula alba is the source of this 749-nucleotide messenger RNA. RefSeq lists its product as hypothetical. The transcript has 3 exons. The record is from RefSeq and is a predicted model, not a curated record. Bases 1 to 687 code for a protein of 228 amino acids. Lineage: Eukaryota; Rotosphaerida; Fonticulaceae.
AUGGGAGCCCCUAGCACCCCCCAGUACCAGCACCACGCCGGUGCCCCGACGGCCAAGCCCAAGUCCGCGCCGCUGCCCCCGCCCCGGGCCAUCCCGCGGCCCCAAAAGGCCACCAGCCGCGUGAUUCGCACGGCCCCCAUCCGGGCCAGCGCCUUUCGCUGCUUCGCGGCCAUGAUGGAUCCGGCGGCCAUCCAGUGGAUUCGGCCUGAGACCCAGUCGCGCCGGGUGGCCGGCACCGCCGGGCAGGUGGGCGCCGUGUACGUCCGGUCGCUGGAGGAAUCGCGCGUGCGCGACCGGCGCAUGUCUUCCUCGCCGGUGUGCGAGCGCCGGGAGUUGGUCGAGUGUGUGCCGGGCCAGCGCCUUGUCUGGCACAUCUGGCGCGACGACAAGACCUAUCCCUACGCCGAGGUGGUCACCUUCGAGGCGGACCGCGCCGGCGCCGGCACCAUCAUCCAAAUCGAAACCAAGCGUCUGCCCCGGCCGCGGGCCACCCGCGAGCAGGGAACCUGGGGCGCCGUCGUCCGUGCGCUGAAGUCCCUCAAUGGCCGGCCCCCGGCUGGUCGGCCCCUGUCCCUGCCUCGGAAGAAGAAGGAGCUCUACUGGUCGCUGGCCACGAUUGCCACGCUGAUCGAGGGCUUUGAGGAUGACGCGCCGAAGGGCGGCUCGCCGGCCAAGCAGCACUGGUGACCGAUGGGCCUUACCCCUGGGGAAUCCCGCUCGUUGCACGAGAGAGAGGGAGAGAGAGAGAG